This is a messenger RNA of Punica granatum (pomegranate), 2377 nucleotides long. The record is from RefSeq and is a predicted model, not a curated record. Lineage: Eukaryota; Viridiplantae; Streptophyta; Magnoliopsida; Myrtales; Lythraceae.
UCUAUCACUCCAUUUUCCUCUUCCCUUUCUCUCUCCUCCUCCUCCUCCUCCUCCUCCGUCGAGCUUCUCUCUCUACCUCCUGCUCUCUCUCGGUCGUCCAUGGCGAUCUGAAUAAUCAUCCUUCCUUCAGAGGACACAAGGGGACGGGACCGUACAGCCGAAAUCUAGGGCUCCUGCUUCGCGGUUUUGGCUCCGGUUUUUGGUAAUUCUCUCGCCUUGCGCUUCCGGCACAGGGAGAGGAAGGAGCAGGGGAAGGUGAAAGAGGUAGAGAGAGACGGGUAGGGAGACGGCGGGCGGGUGGGGGCACAAUGUCGGCAUUGGACUCCAUUGAUUCCUUCCUCUUCUCUCUCAGCAGAGCGUUCUGCAGCCCGCUCGCUGUUUUCGUUCAGAUCCAGGGAUGUCUCAUAUGCUUAAUUCUAGCCUUGGGAUGGGCUCUGGCUGCUUAUGUCAGGAACCGGGAAAUCAGACGGAUGAAGGAUAGCACGAGACGAGGCAAUAGCUUUGCAUUUCUUUGUCACGAUAUCAAUGAGCUUGAGCACUCCAGGCAGGCUCAGCUACCGCGGGUUUCCGUUGUGAUGCCCUUGAAGGGGUUUGGAGAGCACAAUUUGCACAAUUGGAGAAGUCAGAUCACAUCUCUUUAUGGUGGUCCUCUCGAAUUUAUUUUCAUUGUGGAAAGUACAGAAGACCCUGCUUACCAUGCUGUAUCUUUGUUGAUAUCAGAUUUUCAGGGUGAAGUUGAUGCAAAGGUUAUUGUAGCUGGUUUGUCGACAACCUGUAGUCAGAAAAUUCAUAAUCAGUUGGUUGGGGUUGAGAACAUGCAUAAAGAUAGCAAGUAUGUGCUAUUUUUGGAUGAUGAUGUUCGACUGCAUCCUGGAUCAAUAGGAGCCCUCACUGCUGAGAUGGAGAAAAACCCUGAGAUAUUUAUUCAGACUGGAUACCCCCUUGAUUUGCCAUCUGGAAGUCUAGGGAGUUACUGCAUAUACGAGUACCACAUGCCUUGUUCAAUGGGCUUUGCUACUGGUGGAAGAACAUUCUUUCUGUGGGGCGGUUGUAUGAUGAUGCACGCAGAUCAUUUCAGAUACGACCACUGUGGUGUGGUGUCAGGACUUAGAGAUGGUGGAUAUUCUGAUGAUAUGACUCUUGCCGCCAUAGCUGGGGCUCAUAAGAAACUUAUUACAUCUCCACCUGUUGCUGUUUUUCCUCACCCACUCUCCAGUGAUCUUAGCUUUUCUAGAUACUGGAAUUAUUUGAGGAAGCAGACCUUUGUCUUGGAAUCUUAUACCACAAAAGUUAAUUGGAUAAUGAACCGUGCCCUCUUUACUUCCCAUUGCUAUCUUUCUUGGGGAUUCGUCGCACCCUACCUUAUGGCCGUGGUUCAUGUUACUGCUGCUCUGCGAGUCUAUGUUAAAGGUUAUAGACUUGAGGAGACCAGCUUGACUUCAACGGGGUUACUGAUGGUGACCUGCCUAGCAGCGUGCACUCUCACGGAACUAUUUUCAAUGUGGAACUUGACAAGAAUAGAGGUUGAACUUUGCAAUUUGCUCUCACCUGAGGCACCCAAGCUCUCGCUUGCUUCCUAUAACUGGUCCCUCGUUUUUAUUGCGAUGCUGGUGGAUAAUUUCUUAUACACUAUCAGUGCUGUCCGUUCACACUUUUCUCAGUCCAUCAAUUGGUCGGGCAUUCGGUACCACCUGAAAGAUGGAAAGAUAAGCAAAAUUGACAGGAGCAAGAAUAUGGGUCCCAAAUUUACCGAUUUAGGAGGGAAGAACUUAUACGGGAAGAAAGGAUUGCCACCUAAGGGCUCGUUCGUUAUCUCACUGGCCCGAAGCUUGGCCCAAUGGCGCCAGCCGAAGAAAUACGAUGUGUAGCUCACAGAAUUCUCGGUACUCACGUUCCAAUUGUCGGGAGGGCGUGGGAGUGGCGGCAAGGACUGCUGAAGGAGCAACAGUGUGGACUCUUUCGACCCCGACAUUCGGGACAAUCCUUUAGGCCUCAGCAAUUGGUGUUUGUCUGGUUCGGACUAUCUUAUUCUUAUUGGGGGUUCAUAUUUGUUCAUUUGUUGAUCGAUCUUCUUUCUCAUUCAACCAUUGUUCAUUCACCUUCAGCCUCUCUCCACCAGUCCGGGCUAAUUUUGCGAGUUCGUAUUGUUGUAUAAGUUAUGAAUACAAGUUAUGUCUCAUAGUGCGUAGCAUGUAGGAGUCGAAGAAUAGGGUCUCUAUGCAUUCAAGGUGUGGUGUGGAAUAGAAGUUGAACUCUGAUCUGAAGAUGGGAAGAAAAGGGUGGUCUCUGGUUCUUUUGUCUCGUAACCAAUUUGUAUCAUUAUUAGUGAAUGCUUGCUUCUAUGGAAUCUAGUUAAGUCCACAUAUUCAUUCUUUCA